Malaclemys terrapin pileata is the source of this 4847-nucleotide messenger RNA. It is a transcript of the gene FANCF, whose product is annotated as FA complementation group F. Gene Ontology annotation, biological process: interstrand cross-link repair. Bases 1 to 1029 code for a protein of 342 amino acids. Gene Ontology annotation, cellular component: Fanconi anaemia nuclear complex. The record is from RefSeq and is a predicted model, not a curated record. The transcript is spliced from 2 exons. Lineage: Eukaryota; Metazoa; Chordata; Testudines; Emydidae.
AUGGAGACGCUGUUGUGGCAGGUGGAGCAGCUGCCCGGGCUCCUGGCCGUGUCCCGCUCGGGGCAGGUCCGGGACUGGGACCCGCCAACCCUGGAUAGAGCCCUGCAGUGGGGCCGCUACUUCCAGCACCUGCACGGCCGCUUCCGCGCCCAGCCCCGGCUCCGGGCCGCCCUGGGGCAGCGACUCCGCCGAGGGCAGCCGGGGCCGCCGCUAGGCUUCGGACACCUGGGGCGCUGCCCGGAGCUGCUGGGCCUAGCGCUGCUGGGCAACCGGGCGCUGCCGCCCGCCGCCUGCCACCGCCUCCUGCGGAGCUUGCUGCUGCCGCCCAGCGGCCAGGCUACCCCGGGGCCCUGCAGCCUCGGCCUCCUGGCCCGGCGCAGGGCCGCCGUCCAGCUGCUGCCGUCGCCCAGCCCAGCCCCGGCGCGCCCUGAGGAGCUGGAGCCGUCGCUGCGAACCGAGGCCCAGCUACUGCUGUCCCGGCUGCAGGAAGACGAGGAGGAGCAGGGCCCGGCGAGUGUCCUGGAGCAUCUGCCCGGGCCUAGGGUCUACAGGGUGCUGGCGGCGCUGCUGCUGGAGCAGGCCGGGGACAACGCUGGCAGAGAGGGGGCCAGCUGGGCAGAGCACAGGGAGGGGCCCAGGCCGGCUGCGGCGGUGCUCUCCUGGCUACUCGGGGACCCAGACCGGCUCUCCGCUUUCUGCCGCCUCCUCCCGGGCUCCCUCCUCGUUGCCCUUUCUGCCCGAUACCCCCAGCUGGGCACCCCUUACUUGCAUCUCCUUACCAGCUGGGGCAGCCGCUUGCGCUACGAUCCCCUGCGCGGCCAGUGGGCCAGCAGCCGCUGCCCUAGUGAGGACGAGUUCUCCUGGGAAGAGCUGCGGGAGCGCUUCGGCUGCUUCAUGAGGGGACCUGACCCGCUCCGAGAGGCUGCCCUGGCUUCUCUGAAAAACCUGAAGAUCCAGGAUGGAGACUUCGAAGUCUGCGGCCUGAGUGUCUGGACUGACCUGUUGCUGGAGAUGGAGGCACCUCUCUAAAGAUACUCCAGCGUUAGCCCGGAGGAGGAAAGGACUAGAACAUUAAAUAGGUUUCAUAUGAAAUUAAAUGGCCUGAAAUCCAAGAAACUGGAGUAACUUUCUUUUCUCCAUAACUAACAUCAAAGCCAACUGGAUUAUAUCUUGUUUGGAGUGAAAAGGCAACUUUGUGAUCAGAUUGCAUGCCAUAAAACUUAAGUAAGUUAGCAAAGAGCGCCUAAGGGAUUGGGUUCUGCUCUUGCACAUGCUGGUAUAAACCUGGACUGACUCCCCCCACAGGAGUUACCCAUGUAAACUCUGUUAAAUGAGCUCAGAAUCCUUACAUCUAGUCAAGUAGUUCCCAGUUUAAUUUCUCUUACACUGAGAACAAGUUGACUAGGAAUCCUUCUUCUUUCCUCUUCCAAUUUGUUUUCUUCCCACCACCUCUUAUGUCUUUGCCAGCUCUGAUAUUCUCCAAUACUUAUGGUUGGGCUAUUUGGUUUAAGGAUACCCUUAAUUCUGCUGAUCACUAACAGGAAAUGCUUCCAUCCACUAUUGGCACUAUUGCUACAAAAGUAAAGUGUGCAAAUACCUUAAAAUAUAGAGAAACUAGCUUAACUUUCUGUGUGUUGAAAAGUUAGAAGUUGAACUGUGUAUUGCCAUGGGUACAGUGUGUUGACAUUUGUCUGUUUCUAGCAGUUGCAUACUGGCAGAGUACAAAAAGGGGAAAGGGACUUUUUUGUCUCACCUUUUUAGGAUGCUCAUAAUUCCAAGUUAAAUGUAUUCUUCGCUAUCACCUUGUCUUCCAGUAGUGGUUUAUUUUUGCCUUUUUUUUUUUUUUUCUUCAUGCUUCGAAAUAUCCUAGGCACAAUGUGGGUAGGAGUGCAGAGGUCAAAGGAGAUUUCAUGCCCAGUGGGAAAGAGUCUAGAAGGCGUACAUAAAGCCUUGCUGAUUUGAUCUUUUAUCAAUUACCAUGUGGCAUGUUUGUUACUAUAUUGCAGUGGAAACUUCAUUUUCCUAUCCUAUUUGUUUAUAACUAUGAAUGGAUACUCAGUAGCUUAGCUUUUUGGUGAAAGUUUCUUUCACCAAACUGGAACCAGAAUGGGAAAGUAGAAAUACCUUCUUUCAAUGGGUUGGGCAACAGACUUCUUCUUUCACUCCUAGAUGAUUACUGAAGGACCUGCUUGUCUUAAUUAAACUGUGACUUUGAUCACAAUCUCUAUGUGGGAAAAUAAUUACUGGUCAGGAUUUGCUAAAUGAAGGCUAGAUGUGGAAACUGACCAUGAACUAUAAAAUGGGCAUUAUCCUAACACAAAAGCAACUGGCUCCUGCAGUUUACUGUGAAAAGUCUAGGUUAACUGCUCAGUUUUUUAAAUAAAACACUUUGUUACACAAAGCAAGAAGUGGAAUGUUACAGGUAUGAACAUGGAAGGUAUUUGACCUACAGCCUCAAUAUACUUUUGAGCUAUGAUGCUAUCUAACUGCACAUAAAAAUAAACAAUAAAUCUGUUUUGCAAAGCAAUUGAAAUGCUGUAUGGCGAUGAUACAGGGCCAAAUCAUGACCUCUCUACAUCUGUGAGUGAGCAGUUAAUUGAUGAGACUACCCAGGUAAUGUUACUACUAGUGUGAGUGACUGCUCAUCAGUGGACCAUAAAGGGGGGAAUCCUAAUCUGGCUUAUUGUGAGCCACUGUUAAGAGUGUAUCAGUAAAAUGACACCUUCAUUAAGGUAUCUGAAAAAUGCUUUAGAUUGUCUGUUUAAAAGCACUAUGUAAAUGGAAUAUGCUGAUGUAGAACAAUUUUAAGAAUUCUGGCAAGUCUAGUCUAAUCUGAGAGCAAAUUUGUAUGGGCAAAUUAUAAACCUAUGAAAAUAGGAAACUAUACUAUAAACCCCUUAAUUAAAAGACCUUUCCUUAUUGUAGUGAUAGUAGAUGAGAGAGAGAGAGCAGAAGCUCCUUCUCAGUGAAACUUGAGUUAUCUGGUAGUACUGAAUUCAUCUUCAACCCAAUGUGGCCCAUUAAAGCAAGGAAUUUCUGCUGCCAGAACAUUCAGGCCCCUGCAUAUCACCCACUUAAUGAGGUUCUUACAGGGGUGUGGUUUUUUUUUUGUUUUUUUGUUUUUAAUCAAAGCUGAACAUCUAAGCCUGUUCCUAUUGUUACCUUACUGACAUUUUGCAGAAUACACACAAAUUUCAAAGCACAAAUAAAUCCACAAUAAAUGAGUCAAAUAAAUUACCAUUGAGACUUUUGGUAAAUUACAGGAACCCUAGCAUUCCUUUGCUGUGCCACAAAAUGUUGCAAAUAUUCUGUUGCUGUGGAAAUCUUAUUUCUUAACCUCAUAUUUGAUAAUUUAACAAUCCUACUUAUCAGACAGUAUGAUAAAAACCAAAACUGUUUGCAAGGGGAAUUAUAAUUAGCAAAUACUUUCUAUUCAUGUUUUAACUUAAAAUCUAGCAGAGCUAACAUAAUUUAUAUCUUAUAGUUCCACUCCCCUUAAACUCAUGGAAUACUAGUGAAGUAGUAUAUAUGUAUAACAGGCUCCUACUUCUGCUUUCUCAACCUGUUGAAUCAAGUUUUAUCCUGUAUUUUCAUACCUUGUUGGCACCCGCUUCUUGCUGUUAUACAGGGAAAGAAUACCAUGGCAUCCAAUUUUCACUUUGUACUUUAUCUCUCUCUCUUGGUAAAUAUACUGAAUCUACGACCUUUUCCAGAGUCUUACUGAAUUAUCCUGGAAUUUCAAACCAUACCCUGGAUGGGAAUAAUUUGUUGCUACCAGUAGUGCAGCAUGUGCAACAUCUAGAUCAGUGAUACUCGGACUGAGGCUCAUGAGUCGCAAGUGGCUCUUUAAUGUGUCUCCUGCAGCUCUUUGCAGCAUUGGGUCUGGUUCUGUUCAAUAUCUUCAUAAAUGAUUUAGAUACUAGCAUAGAGAGUACACUUAUAAAGUUUGCGGAUGAUACCAAGCUAGGAGGGGUUGCAAAUGCUUUGGAGGAUAGCAUUAAAAUUCAAAAUGAUCUGGACAAAUUCGAGAAAUGUUCUGAAGUAAAUAGGAUGAAAUUCAAUAAGGACAAAUGCAAAGUACUCCACUUAAGAAGGAACAAUCAAUUGCACACCUUCAAAAUGGGAAAUGACUGUCUAGGAAGGAGUAUUGUGAAAAGGGACCUGAGGGUCAGAGAGGAUUACAAGCUAAAUAUGAGUUAACAGUUUAACGCUGUUGCAAAAAAAGCAAAUAUCAUUCUCGGAUGUAUUAGCAGGAGUAUUGUGAGCAAGACACAGGAAGUAAUUCUUCCUCUCUACUCCACGCUGAUUGGGCCUCAACUGGAGUAUUGUGUACAGUUCUGGGUGCCACGUUUCAGAAAAGAUGUGGACAAAUUGGAGAAAGUCCAUAGAAGAGCAACAAAAAUGAUUAAAGGGUCUAGAAAACAUGACCUAUGAGGGAAGAUUGACAAAAUUGGUUUGUUUCUUCUGGAGAAGAGAAGACUGUUAUGUCCUCUGUUUUCCAAGUACAUAAAAGCUUGUUAGGAGGAGGAGGGAAAAAAAUUGUUCUUAACCUCUGAAGAUAAGACAAGAAGCAAUGGACUUAAAUUGCAGCAAGGGUGGUUUAGGUUAGACAUUAGGAAAAACUUCCUAACUGUCAGAGUGGUUAAGCACUGGAAUAAAUUGCCUAGGGAGGUGGUGGAAUCUCCAUCAUUUGGAGAUCUUUGUCCAACCUGUUCUUAAACACCUGUCAGGGAUGUACUAGAUAAUACUUAAUCCUGCCUUGAGUUCAGGGAACUGGACUAGAUGACCUCUCGAGGUCCCUUCCAGUUCUGUGAUUCUAUCAUAUUAAAACUGUAUGAUUUAAUAGU